This is a messenger RNA of Closterium sp. Yama58-4, 3273 nucleotides long. The record is from the annotation of a GenBank genome assembly. NCBI's taxonomy places the organism in Eukaryota, Viridiplantae, Streptophyta, Zygnematophyceae, Desmidiales, Closteriaceae.
AUGCAAGGGCACGACCUGAGGUCGCUCACUGAAACGCGCCCCUCUCUAUGUCCUGACGGCUGCAACUACCUCUGGCCCGUGCACCAUGCUCUCUCUCUCCUGCUGCUCCAUCUCUGGUCCCCAUACCCUCCGCCCAUGGCUCUCCCCUUCAGCAGCAGCAGCAGCAGCAGCAGCAGCGCUGGUGACAGCAGCAGCACUGGUGACAGCAACACAAGCAGUUUUGGAAGUAGCAGUGGUAUAGUGGGGUUGCCAGUAGGGUGUGUGGACGCUGAUGCGCCGUCGAAUGUGACCAAGGAGGAGGUGGUCGUGGAUAGAGAUGAGGCGCUGAAGAAGGCCGAGAUGGAGGGUGGUGGGGAGGUGGAGGCAGAGAAAGGAGGAGGAGGAGGAGGAGGAGGAGGAGGAGGAGGAGGAGGAGGAGGAGGAGGAGGAGGAGGAGGAGGCGAAGGAGGGGGGAUAAUCUCUGGUGGUGGUAAUGGGGGACCGAGUGCUGCAAAUGAGAGCACAGAGAAGGACGCGGAGGGAGGAGGCGCAGCAGGGAGUUCUGGAGAGGAAAAGCCAUGGCCAGAUGUGGAUGCUCUAGAGCAGUUGGACUUCGGCAGGUGGUUCCCUGGUAGGGGCACAAUGCUGGAAUCCACUAGCGCUCUUCAAAGGUGGGUCAAUAAGGCUAGGCGGGCAGUGGAGGGAGGAGGAGGAAAGGAGGGACCAGAGGAGGAUAGGGAGACGUCUGAGUGGGGUUCACUUAACGGCGAGAGGAAGGGAGAUGGAGAUGGUGCAACGGGUGGGGGUCAGGAUGGCAGUGGUGGAAGUAGCAGCAAGCAAGGUCUGGGAAGAUUCGGUGGGGCAACAGCUGCUGUUGCAGCAGCAAUCUUGUCACGCAUUUCCAUCACAGAAGUACCCCUUCCGCUUCAUACUUUGGCGCCCUACCUCCUACACCUUCCUGGUAACGACUCCUUCUCCUCCUCCUCCUCCUCCUCCUCGUCCCCUUUGUCUCCCCUCACCUACUACCUCCCUUUCUCUCGCGCUGUGCACCUGGACCACUUAGUCGUCCGUCAGACCCUCGCCCGCUGCUUCGACAUCCGCAACGACUGCCGCAACCUGCGUGCCUCCUCGCUCUCGCGCUACCACCGCGACUGCUUACCCAAGGAUGGGGUCAUGACAGCAGUGGCUGCGGGCGUGAUAGAACGCUGCGAGAGCUGGUGCCCGGGGGAAACCAUGUGCUGGAACAGCAACAGGAGAGCUGCGGCUGCGCUGUCGAAAGCAGCGCUGAAGGCCCCGGUUAAGCUGAGGAAGGAGGAGGUGCUUCUGGUGGAGGCGAAAGAGGCGUUUGUCACUCCUGCUGGGGAGGUCUAUGGGGUGGGGUGGAGGGCGCGAGGAGGCGGCGAGGGGAGCGGCAGUGCAGUGAAGGGAGGAGAUGAUGAGAGCAGUGAGGGUGAUGGUGCUGGUACUGCUGAUGGAGGUAGUGGGGACGGGGGUGCGAGUGGGAUUGGGGGAGAUUUGGAGCUGAAAGACGGAAUGCUGGCCCUUGAUGUGCGUUUGGGGCAGUGCCACCGCCCCAUGGAGCUCCUGCGAGUGAGAACAGACUGGCGAUGGGGUGCUGAGCAUGCGGCACGCACAGUGUUCGUGGCAGAUGCAGAGGAGGAUGGUGUCAUCGCAGCAGUCACUACGUGCCUCACUCGCAUUGCCCUCUGGAGAGAUCAGCUGCUGCAGGAUCAGUCUGUGAAGAUCCAUGUGCGCGGGCUGGAAGGAGGGGAGGGGGAGUACCCGCACUACCUGCCUUCCAUGCUCUCGUUUCUGUCCCUCUCGCCUGAUCGGCUGGUCGCUGGGGAUCUCUAUGCACACCAAAUUCUUCUCAUGGACCCCCCCUGCCGUGCUCCGUUUCGAGCUUUGGAUGGGGUUUUGCUGCUCAACCUGAGGAGAGUCAUACACGAGCUUCUGAGUGGGCACGGGAGGGCGAAGGGAAGCACGAGUGAUGGUGGUGAUGCUGGGAUUGACAGCAAGGGAAGGAGUGAGGACGGAGGCAGUGUAGGCGGUGAUAGUAGUGAUGAUAGUGAUGGUGUGGCGAGCGAGAGUGCGGAGGGAAGCAAGGUCAGCGAGAAGAAGGUGAAGAAAAAGAAGAAAAAGGCGAAGGCGAAGAAGAAGGAGAGCUCAGAAAGCAGCAGGAGGAGGGUGCUCCGGGAGGUUGGAGCAGGUGGAGCACGGAAAGAGGUGUCUAAGAAUGGCACGAUCGUGGUAGUCCAAAACCAAUGGUUCCGAAAGGUGCGAAAUCUCGAGGAGUUUGUUUCUUCUCUUCGGCAGCAGGUGUCACUUCCUGUGGAUGUGAUCACGGAUGACGGCAGGCACGAUGUCUCGGACCUCUGGCCACGCUUCUACCAGGCAGCUCUUGUCAUUGCCCCGCACUCAGACCUCCUUGCUCACAUCGUGGCGUGCCGGCAAGGAACACCAGUGUUGGAGUGGAUGCAGCCAUGGCGUGCUGACGACCCCGCUAGCGCCAGCCCGCGAUUUCAAACACUGGCUACCGGCCUUGGCAUGCCGUACUAUGUUUCUGUGGUUGACUUCCAUGACCCGUUUGAUGACCCGGAUGCGGCAGAAAAGGUGAAAUCGGGCAAGGAGGACGAAGGGAAGUUGACGGGUUUGGACUCCAUAGGGGGUUCAUAUGUUGAGGUGAAUGUUCGUCAGCAGGUUCGAAACGUGGUUAGGAUUCUGGAGGAUGUAGGUCGCUUAGGUUCGCUCCUCCUUUCAGCCAUGAAUUCACUAGGCGGUGAUUUCCCAGCAGCGUCUCUGAAGAACGCGAAGACCCAGUCACAACCAGUCGACCAUCAUUCUGUGUUGAAGAGGUUGCAAUCAGAGUUGAUGAAGCUUAUGACGUCUAGUGAUCCCGGGGUUUCUGCCUUUCCGGAAGGCGACAACAUCUUCUCCUGGGUCGGUACAAUCCAGGGUUCUGCUGGAACCGUGUACGAAGGCUUGACGUACAAGCUUAGCCUGAAAUUUCCUUCCGACUAUCCGUUCAAGCCUCCAACCGUCAAGUUCGAGACUUAUUGCUUUCACCCGAACGUGGACCAGUUCGGUAACAUCUGCCUCGACAUUUUGAAGGACAAGUGGUCAUCCGCUUACGACGUGAGAACCAUUCUCCUCUCCAUCCAGAGCCUUCUUGGAGAACCCAACAAUGACAGCCCGUUGAACGGUCAUGCCGCGGCGCUUUGGCCGCAUCAAGAAGAGUACCGAGAACUUCUACAUAAGAAGCAGAAGGAUGCAGAUCUGAAAGGGACUGCUUGA